CCAUCUAAUUGUCUCAAGAACAGAUCAUCCGUCCGAUCCCCAGUUGCUCGACGAGUUCUAUCGAUCUGUCGAUCCUUCCAUCCUCCUUCGAAGGGACGAUUUGUUCUUGUUAAUCCGUUCCCUCGAAAACUUCGACAGUGCUUCAACCAUGAAUCCCUUCGUCAAAACCCUGGCUUUCUUCUUGGCCCUGUUCGUCUUCGUCGCGCAAGUAAACGCAGAAGGUAUCAAACGCAUGGAUUGUGAUGCCUUCUGUAAGAAAACCGGGUUCCGGUUCAACGCAGGAGUUUGCAAAUGCGGCUACAUGCUCUUCGCCAACAAACGAUCUGUUGCCGAUCGAGAUCCACGAGCCGAAGCCGCACCGGACUCACAAGAUGACUACGUACGCGGACUCGGCGAUAUGUCCUGGGCGGCACCCGUCUAUCCAGCGCUGCCGUUCCCGCGGAUGUACGGUUAGAAUCGGAACGGACAGUUGUAACUCCACAUCUACCGUUACUGGGAGCGAAGCGGAAACAGAAGUCGAAGCAGAAAGAAGCGCCGUCGAUGCCAACGCCGCCGUCGCUGCCAGAGCGACCAGUCUUUUGAGUUUGAGCGGGACUGAGUUCGCUUUUUGUUGCCUUGUUGGUUGAUUACCUCUAGAACCUUCGCCCAACUUACCCGAGAGGUAGCCCUCUCGACCAAGAAACCUAGUCUAGGAUCAACGUCGUCCAAGGCGCCCAGGUCAGCAGCACCCCCCUUCAAUACAUCCUGCUACAAUGAAGUACGCAGUCAGUCUGCACAUUGAUGUUCGGGGACUGUCCCGGGCUCUCCGUGCAGUCGUGAUCUCUGCGAUCAGAAAAUCAGCGAAAACUGAACGGAGCCGACAAAGCAGAAGGAGCUGGAAAAGGUAGA
Galendromus occidentalis (western predatory mite) is the source of this 888-nucleotide messenger RNA. RefSeq lists its product as uncharacterized. Bases 149 to 454 code for a protein of 101 amino acids. The transcript is spliced from 3 exons. The record is from RefSeq and is a predicted model, not a curated record. Lineage: Eukaryota; Metazoa; Arthropoda; Arachnida; Mesostigmata; Phytoseiidae.